Phytomonas sp. EM1 is the source of this 276-nucleotide messenger RNA. Lineage: Eukaryota; Euglenozoa; Kinetoplastea; Trypanosomatida; Trypanosomatidae. The record is from the annotation of a GenBank genome assembly.
ACUAUCUCAUUAAUUAGAAUGGACGGAGUAUAUAUAAACCAAACACGUAUAAAAAGCCAGACAGCAGCUGUGAGCGAUCCUGCUAGUAUUCCAACAGAUCCAUGGAAUGCCCAACCAACGCAUGAAUGUCUUUUUCUGGCUAAAUAUCGUGUCGGGCUUAUAAUAGUAGAAUUUUCUUAGCUGAGUGACAGAUAGGAUUCCUUUACUCGUGUUGUAUUUAGCCUCCGUGUUGACAGUGUUGUGAGUCUGUAAACGAUUGUUUUACUCAUCUUUUUA